Trematosphaeria pertusa is the source of this 1624-nucleotide messenger RNA. RefSeq lists its product as uncharacterized. The transcript has 2 exons. The record is from RefSeq and is a predicted model, not a curated record. Lineage: Eukaryota; Fungi; Ascomycota; Dothideomycetes; Pleosporales; Trematosphaeriaceae. The coding region runs from base 406 to 1290 and encodes 294 amino acids.
AGGGCUAUAAUACGUCUGCUAAUGUCUCCCUUGCUCUCUCCCCGGCACCGACACUGCCUUCCCUUUCGCGGCGCUUGAACAUUGGGUUACCGAAGUUCGGCAUCGGUUUCACCCUCGCUGAGCAUAAUCCCUGGACACACCACUCCGACCGGGCAACGGCCAACAGCAACGCAGCAACGCAGCCCAGCAUUGCAACGCGUCCUCGAUUCGCUCUUACGCCUUGCGUUAUCACUUUUUUCUCGUCUCCUUGAACUCUGCAUUGGCUGAAAUCGCCUCUUGUCUCGACAUUUCUUAACCUGCGCCUUCCCAUCCGAUCUCUGGUCUCUCAACAGCGUCCCGCCCCUCACGACCUUCGCCACUUGGACCUCAACAACAAUACACAACAAACAUUUGCUGGCAGAUGAAAUGAUUGACGAAGCGAGCUAUAGCGCUAUGAAGGUGCAGAUACCGGAGAUCAAGAGGCUCUUCUCAACUCGGCACUACGUCCAAUGCGCCACUCACUGCAAGCGGCUGCUCCUGACUCGCGGCACGAUACAUCCCGUCCACCUAGCAUACCUGCACUUCUAUCUUGCCAUGUCCCACGACACCAUGGCUCGGGAGGCGACCAUCAAGCACCGUUCCUCAGAGCUGGACCUGGCAGAACAACAUUAUCUCGCCGCCAUCGCAGCACUCACUCCACCCGAGCCGCAGAAAUUAGACGACAUCCCGGAAUGCUCGCCGACAUCGACUACGUCUGAAGAUGAGCAUUCGAGAGUGCGCCGUGUAUCAGACGCCGCUUCCUUGAACUCUGAGCAGUCGGUAGCAUCUAGCGCAACCUCUUUCGCAGACGAGGAACAUGACGCCUCCGAUUGCGAACCUACGCCGAAGAGGUCCAACUACUUCAAAGCGUCUCCCCCAUCUCGGCACAUCCUGGACGACUUCAGCAUGAGCCCGAAGGUGACCAAGAGACGUCCGCCUCCAAUCAUCACCUCCGCGCCGAGGUCAGCGCACGCUCAACCAAAGCAGCAGCAGCUCUCCGCCGACCUCUCUGCCUUUGUCAGCAUGGUGCAGAUGCAUCUAGCGAGUGUCCGCGAGCUGAAGGAGACUUCGACCCUUCCCUCGACACGCUUCUCGUUCUCGCGCUCCCGAAGCUCCACUAUGAGCUCGAGACCUGCCAGCAGGAACUCUUCGAAUCUCGACGAGUCCGAGAUGAGCAGGCUUCGCUGGACGCGGAAGAGCAUCAACUUCCGGCCGCGGUUCGACCCCGCGAGUGUACGGCAACUCUGCAAUGAGGCGCUUUCGGAGCUGUGAUUAACGUCUUCGAGCCGCACGCUGAUGAAGCCGGGGCAUGAAAGAAACGACUUUGCUACACGAUCUUGACCGCUGGCGACUUGCGGACUGGAAUCCCCACCAACAUCGUUCACGACCAUCCCGGGCGAGCCCCGCUAUACGAGACGGCCUUUCGACAGCGCGAGACGACCUCUCCUACCACCUUUCAUUGAGUUUGACAGACACCUCCUCGGCAUUUUCCCUUCCUACCUUUUCUCUGGCGGCAUUUAUGGACAGCAAUUUGAUACCCGUUUUCUCUUUCUGUACCCUUACCUGUACCGACCGUCAUAUUUCUUUUGUUGAACUCUGCUUGCGG